AUGUUCUUACAUCUUUACGGAAUUGGCUAUUCCAUAUUUCGAAGACUAAGAGAACAUUAUCAGGAACACAGUAUUUAUCCAAGAACUCAUGGAAACACCAAACGAGUGCCUAAAAGCGCAACUUCCAAAAAAUCGCUUGAGGCUGUUCAUGCAUUUAUUGACAAUUAUGUUGAAGAAAAUGCGAUCGUGCUUCCUGGAAGGUUCCCGGGAUUUAAAAGUGAAGAGAUGAGGCUCUUGUCUUCAUUGGAAACAAAGAUGAGCGUUUGGAGGGAGCACGAGAAAACUUGUGGUGUUUUAAACGAGAGGCGUAAGUUACAAGAAAUUCUUACAGCUGUGGGACGAAUUUUAUCCUGACGUGGUCAUCUCUAAACCCAUGAUGUAUCUUUGUUUAACGUGUCAGCAAAACACGACGAAACUGCAGCGAGCUGCUAACCUCUCAGAUGAAGAAAAAUCAGAUUGUGUAAAGGCUCACCAGGAACAUUUGGACAUUGCACAAAGCAAGAGAGAAUGUUACAGGAACCCUGGUAAGGAAUGCGAGAGAUUUCUUCAAACAAUUGACACUAAUACUCUGCUGAUCUGUGAAACCCGAGGGGCCUGUUCUUUAAAUGCAUCAAUACAUUACUCAUGA
Messenger RNA from Porites evermanni, 628 nucleotides. The record is from the annotation of a GenBank genome assembly. Lineage: Eukaryota; Metazoa; Cnidaria; Anthozoa; Scleractinia; Poritidae.